This is a messenger RNA of Ictalurus furcatus (blue catfish), 2364 nucleotides long. RefSeq names its product solute carrier family 25 member 23b (gene slc25a23b). Lineage: Eukaryota; Metazoa; Chordata; Actinopteri; Siluriformes; Ictaluridae. The transcript has 10 exons. The record is from RefSeq and is a predicted model, not a curated record. Gene Ontology annotation, biological process: transmembrane transport. Gene Ontology annotation, molecular function: ATP transmembrane transporter activity; calcium ion binding. Bases 516 to 1961 code for a protein of 481 amino acids.
AUGAGAGAGAGAGAGAAUGAGAGGGAGAGAGAAUGAGAGAGAGAGAGAAUGAGAGGGAGAGAGUACUCACUCCACUGCGCAAGACAGAGGACGGAGGGAGAUGAGAGAUAACGAGAUUAAACAGACUCAGUAACGUCGGUUUCGUUUACUGGUUUCAGCCGAAGAGAAAUCUUUACGUUUUAACAGUCUCUAUGGCUGAGUGUCAGGGAUCCGCUCUUCAGACCCGGCUGGCAAUAAUGCAGCGAUCUCUCAUCAUCAUAUAGUCUCUGCGGUAAACUCACCUCCGCUUCUGUAGGAGAAUCAGUGCAAGUGAUACGGGGAUUAAUAUUACAUGGGGCAUGUAGUGUACACUGGACCGGGUACAGGAUUAAAGCUCGUAUAAUCGGAGCAGAGUUACAGUACAGGAGCAUUCCCGUGCACCAGGCAUCAGGUAAACAGAGUUUGGAUCAGUGCAGUCGAAAUUUCCCCUGGUUCGGUAAUAAAUCCUAUUACUUGAGAAAGCUCAAGUGUUUCACAUGGGAGAGGCGAGGGUUCGGCUGCCUUUCGCUUGGACCCGGGCUCGUUGUCAAGAUGACAGCGCUUCAGAAACUGAGCGGGAGAAGCGAUGGGCUGAGUUGUUCGACCAGCUCGAUGGGAAUAAAGACGGGAGGAUAGAUAUUAACGAACUUCGCAGUGGACUCGCAGCAUGGGGGGUCGUCCGCAGUGACGUGGACGAGAUAGUGCGUGUGAGUGAUACCAAUCUUGAUGGACAAUUGGAUUUUGAAGAAUUCACCCAGUAUUUGCGCACCCAAGAGAAAGAGCUCAGACUCAUGUUCCACAGUCUGGACAACAACAAUGAUGGUCAUAUAGAUGUAGGAGAUAUCCAGCAGUCUUUGCAAAGUCUGGGUGUUAAAGUGUCAAUUGAGCAGGCCUCCAGGAUACUGCAAAGUAUGGACAGAGAUGGCUCAAUGACCAUCAACUGGAAUGAAUGGCGAGAUCAUUUCCUGUUCAAUCCAUUCCACAAAAUGGAGGAAAUUGCCCACUUUUGGAAACACUCUUUGAUGCUUGAUAUUGGAGAACACCUGACAGUGCCAGAUGAAUUUUCUGAACGGGAGCGGAGGGCAGGAUUGGUCUGGAGGCAGUUAGUUUCAGGCGCAAUUGCAGGAGCUGUAUCCAGAACUGGAACUGCUCCGCUAGACAGAAUUAAGGUUUUCCUACAGGUUCAUGGGUCAGCAGGUGUUAGCCUGUGGUGUGCACUGCAGCGAAUGGUGCGGGAGGGGGGUAUCAUGUCCUUAUGGAGGGGCAAUGGCAUAAAUGUUGUCAAAAUUGCUCCUGAGUCUGCAAUCAAGUUUAUGGCAUAUGAACAGAUAAAGUGGCUAAUUCGAGGCACAAAGGAAGGGGGCACACUGAGGGUUCAGGAGAGGUUUGUUGCUGGCUCAUUGGCUGGAGCCACUGCUCAGUCUAUCAUCUACCCCAUGGAGGUAUUGAAGACGCGUCUAACUCUACGGACGACAGGGCAGUACUCUGGGAUGGUAGACUGCGCCAAGCAGAUUCUUCAUAAGGAAGGGGUGCGAGCCUUCUAUAGGGGCUAUGUACCUAACACACUUGGCAUCAUUCCUUAUGCUGGCAUUGAUCUGGCUGUUUAUGAGACUCUGAAAAAUGCCUGGUUGCAGCGGUACUGUAUGGGUUCAGCUGAUCCUGGUGUUUUGGUGCUGCUUGGCUGUGGCACUGUGUCAAGCACCUGUGGCCAGUUAGCCAGUUACCCGCUGGCCCUUAUCCGUACUCGCAUGCAGGCGCAGGCUUCCACAGAGGGUGCUCCAAAGCUAUCCAUGGUGGGUCAGUUCAAGCACAUAGUGACCCAAGAGGGUGUCCCAGGUCUGUACCGUGGCAUUGCCCCCAACUUCCUGAAAGUCAUUCCUGCUGUUAGUAUCUCCUAUGUGGUCUAUGAGCACAUGAAGAAAGUCCUGGGAGUUGAUUCGUAGAAACUGCUACCACAGUAUGACAAAUGACAAAUGAAUAUUAGAAGAAGUGGGCAUGCCUUAGAAGACUCAAAUGAAGAAUAAACCAAGACGAAGCAGACCGAUGACUUGGUGAUGAAGCAGAAGAGUAAUGCUCAAAACCUAAUCUACAUUAUAUACAAUCAUCUGCAGCAUAUUUACAUUAUAAUAGAUUGGAAGGAUGGCACUUAAUUUGAAUAGGUCUACAAACACAUGGGUGUUACAAACACAUUCCUUAUUCCAUUUUUUAUUGUAAUUACUAAUUGCCACAGCGGUAUACUAAAAUGUUUGUUUAACAAGCUCAGAUAACUAUUUUUUAUUGAAUAAAACAAAAUGUUUUAUUACUGGACGUUUCACAGACGAUGCUCUUUUGAAUUAGUUUUUUGUU